GUCCCUCCAAAAGGACGACCUCUAGCUAUUCCCCGGACUGCCUCUAGUCCCUCCCUCUUCGCAUUCACCGCAGCCACUCCCAGCGUCGGCUUAUCACAUAUACGUGUGCCUGCUGGCAGGUCUCUUCUUACGACCAUAACAGCAUCUUUUGCAAAAAGGCUUCGACUCCCAAUCACUUUAGAAACAACCCCGUCUACACAAUCUAAUGAGCAAAGCGCCAUUAACGUCUGUAGCAAAGCCAGCCGGUCCGCUCUCGAAAAACAACGCUUGGGCCAAGGGUCCGCCCCCUCCAUCGUCCACAUCCACAUCUUCCGCCCCUUCGCCUCGUCCACAAUCACCAGCCGUAAACCCUUCCCAGGCCACCUCGCAGACACACUCGAGACGAUCUUCGCAGCAUGCAAGCUUCAAGGACGCCGUCGGUGUUGGAAUCGCGGGUGGGUCAAGAGGCAAUGUUCCGACCAGGACGACGACAAAUCCGAUAAACUUCGGCACCGUCAAUGGUUCCGCCUCUGACAAAACCAACACUACUUCUUCUCCGGCCACAUCGCCGGCCCCUGCACCGCCUAGCUCUAAAACAGAGUCACGACAGCCUGUGCAGUCCUUUGGCUCGAUCGAAGCAACUCAGAGCAGUAUGCCGACGACGGCUAAGCCGUCCGUGUCGUCUGCCUCCUCUGUAUCGUCUGCUACUGCAUCUUCUUCGGCGGCGUCUGCUUCGUCGGCGACGUCAAUAUCGACUGCGACGUCCGCCACAACCCCCCACAACAAACCAAAGGUCGACGUUAGCGCCCUAUUCCGUGGGACUAAUAAUGGCGGCGACGCAAAAACAUCGUCUCCUGUAACUUCCUCAUUCCCUGAGAGCGUGGCUUCUCCGCCAAUGCGCUCAAAUACCUUAUCGCCCGCCGUACCUCCUACUCACACUCAAAAUCCUCCCGGACCUCCCCCGCACGGUCCACACCCCCACGCACAACCCCAUCAGCAACAUCCACAAGGGUAUCCUCAGCCGUUCAUCCCUGCGAAUAUGCGCAAUCAGGGAGCCGGAGGCGGACCCCGAUCGCCGUCCUUCCAACGAGGGAUGCCGAAUGGUGCUGGCGGUAGACCGCCCGUGACUAAUCCGCCUCCCGGUGCGAAUAAUAGCAACGUGCCCUCUCCUCGGCUUGCACCGCCGCAACCGCAUAUGCCACAUCAACAGCAUCAGCACCAGCACCAGCAGGCUGCCCCAGUUCAAGGCAUGCCUCCGCAUGCGCAAAUGCAGGCUGUUCCUGGAUGGCCUGGUUACUAUUAUCCCUACAUGCCUGGUAUGCCGAUGCAAGCUAUGCCCGGUGUUGAGCAUUACAUGCAAUACCAACAGCCAGGUUGGCCUAUGCAUCCACCCCAGCACCCCCACCAACCGCCGUCCGGCGCCAGCGGACCGCCGCAGACCCCCCUUUCGCACUCCCACGGUCUACCCGUGGCUUCGCCGCGUGUCCCACCUCCCCCGUUGCAAGCGCCGGGAACUCCACCUGCGGGAGUUCCAGCUCCCCUUCCUAGCGCUGGUCCGCGUCUAAAUUCCAAUGCCAGCGCCUUUGUCCCUUCGGGAGCGCAGAUGCAGUCUCAACGCCCGAACAGAGUAGUUAUUAAGGAUGCUUCGGGCCAUGAAGUCGACUUGAAUGGGCUUCGAAAGCAGGGUGCUACUCCUUCAACCACCCCCUCCACUCCUGCCUCCGACAAGAAUGGUCGACGGACGACGGCCAUUCGGCUGGAGUCGGAGGAGAUGCGACUGAAGAGGAUCGCUGACGAGGAACGGGAGAAGAAAGCGAAAGAGGAGGGCGAGCGGAAGAAACGUGAGGCGAAGGAGGCUGAGGAGAGGAAACGCCAGGAGGAGGAAGCCAGGGCGAAGGCUGCCGAGGAGGAGAGGAUACGAGCUGAGGAAGACAGGAAGCGCAAGGUAGAGGAGGAGCGGUUGCGCAAGGAGGAGGAAGAAAAGGAGCGGUUACGAUUGGAGGAGGAGGAACGAAAGAGGAAGGAGGAGGAAGAGGAGAGGCAGCGGUUGCGCAAAGAGGAAGAAGAAAAGGAGCGACUCCGAAAGGAAGAGGAAGAGCGGGUGCGUAAGGAAGAGGAGGAAUGCGCACGAAAGGAGGCAGAGGAGCGGGAACGACAGGAGCAGGAAGAACGUCAACGUAGAGAGGAGGAGGAACGUCAGCAAAAGGCUGAAGAAGAGGAACGUCAACGGAAAGAGGAGGAAGAUGCGAAGGCAAAAGCUGAGGCUGAGGCGAAAGCCGAUGUUGAAAGACCGAAGCCUGCUGCACUUGAAAUUAAAUCGAAGAAAGAGGGUGAUGCUGCUGCACCCGCCUCCGAUGUUCCUCUUUCCACGUCGCCCGAAACCUCCAAGCGACGACCUAUCCCUGGCCCCCUUGACCUCUCAACUACCACCCAUAAAUCCAUACCUCAGCCCCUCCCUUCUGCUCUCGCCACCGCUCGUCACAUUCAGGAUGUUUAUCAGGUUCCCUACCCGGAAGGUAUCAAAAGCCCCAAGCCGGAACUCAACACGAAUGCGAAGGAUGGGAAAUUCAGGUACGAUCGGGAUUUCCUACUUCAGUUUAUGUCGGUGUGUAAGGAGAAGCCGGAUAAUCUUCCGCCUCUCGAGGCCAUUGGCCUUGAGCCUUCCGACCAGUCUCAUUCUAUGGGCCGUGGUGGCUCUGGUCGCCGAGGUGUUUCCGGUGGAAUGGGUCCCCCGUCUUCUACGGCGUCACGACAGGCGUCCAUUGGCCUCGGUAUCGGUGCAUUGAACGGCUUCGGUGGCAAGCCUGGCUCCGGUUUCGCUAUGGGCAACUUUAGUACUGCUCCGAACAAACUUUCGAGUGAAGAGCGAUUUAUACGUUCGACAUCGAUGAGCGGUGGACCCGGUGGACUUCCGUUCCCGGGAGGUCGACCUUCGCCUAUGCAACGUUCUUCGAGCCAGGGAGGACCAGGUGCUAUGGGCAACAAACGGACUCGGAGCAAGCGUGGUGAUGCGACUCGCAAUGAGACGAACCGCAUCAACGCAUCUGCAUCGCAAUACAACCAGAGCGCGACUAUGUCCUUUGAACCCGUGGCUCCACUCGAGCAGUCUGCGAAUCGUUGGGUCGCCGCCAGCACAACUGGUAAGCGAGGUGCUCCUGUUGACCAAGAUUCGCCAGAGGUCGUCGACAAGAAAGUCCGAGCGCUGCUUAACAAACUUACGAUGGAGAAGUUCGAGUCUAUCUCGAACCAGAUUAUCACGUGGGCGAACAAGAGUGAGUCGGAGAAGGAUGGACGUACGCUCAUUCAGGUUAUCCGACUUGUGUUCGAGAAGGCGACUGAUGAAGCUGCGUGGAGCGAGAUGUAUGCUCGAUUAUGCCGAAAGAUGAUGGAGCAAAUUAGCCCGCACGUUCAGGACGAUGGUAUUCGAAACAAUGAGGGCAAGCCCAUCACUGGUGGUCUUCUUUUCCGCAAAUACCUUUUGAACCGGUGUCAAGAAGAUUUCGAACGCGGUUGGUCGCAGAAGGAGUCAACUGCUGCAGCUGCUCUCGUUAAGGCAACCGAAGAUGCAGCAAUCAAAAACGCCAACGACAAGAACAAGGAAGCCGGUGAAGAGAGUGCGCUGUACUCUGAAGAGUAUUAUGCUGCUCAGAAGGCGAAACGACAGGGUCUUGGGCUUAUCAAGUUUAUCGGUGAACUGUUCAAGCUUCAGAUGCUUACGGAGCGAAUUAUGCACGAGUGUAUCAAGAAGCUGCUCAGUAAUGUCGAUAAUCCGGAAGAAGAGGAGAUUGAGAGCUUGUGUAAGCUUUUGACUACUGUUGGUCAGGCACUUGAUACGUCGAAGGCUCGAGGGCACAUGGAUGUGUACUUCAGCCGAAUGAAGGAGCUGUCGAAGAGUAGCAACGUUUCUUCUCGAAUGCAGUUCAUGUUACAAGAUGUCAUUGAAUUGCGAGAACGGAAAUGGAUACCUCGUUCUCUGACUAAUGCUCCAACGACGCUCGCGCAAGUACACGAGACGGCUGCGAAGGAGAAGGCACAACAAGAACAGCAUAAUUUGGCACGUUCAGCAAUGUCUCGUGGUGGUUCACGUCGUGGGCAGGACCGGGAUGGAAAUGCUCAAGUUGGAGCUGAUGGUUGGGCUGUUGCAUCUGGUCCUUCACGACCACCCAACAAAGCAGGAGACUUGACGAACUUCGGCAAGAUUCAAAAGGGUAGCACGAUGACCUUUGGACCAUCUAGUGUUUUCACAAAGAAGGGCGACACGAAGCGUGAUAGCGCAAGCCUUUCUCGGGCGAGCUCGAAUACGAAUAUGUUCCAGAUGUUACAGGCUGCUGAGGCAGCGGGAGAGACUCCUGUUGCUGUUGCUUCUACCUCUUCUCGAGCGAGUCGACCGUCAAGUCGGACGGCGAGUGUUGAUUUAACUCACGGCGGCGCACCUGCGGAGUCUGCUGCACCUACUCAACGACCCAAGUUGAACUUGCUUCCUCGAUCGAAGCCAUUACUGGAGAGAUCUGAGCCUAGCCCCGCCAAAAGUCACGAGGACGAAGAAGGCGAGGAGGGUGAGAUUCUCGAGGAUACCGGGAAGGCAUCGAUGUCGAAAGAAGACGCGGAGAAAAAGGUCGAACAAGAUAAGAAAGAGUUCUUCGCUAUUCGUGAUCUCGCCGAAGGCGAAGAAUAUUUCUCCGUUCUUCCCUCAGAACAUAGACAUAUCCUCGUCGAAAAGCUCAUCUUAUACGCUCUCGAAGCAAAGGAGGCCGACGCAAAGCUCGUAGCAGACUUAUUCGAGCGGGCGGUAUCGAGGAACCUGUGUUCGCCUGCGAGUUUCGAAGAAGGGUUUGGGGUUGCUGCGGAGGUGUUGGAUGAUAUUGCUAUUGAUGCGCCGAAGGCGUUUAGUUUGAUGGCUAUUAUGAUGAAGGGAGCAAAAUUGGAUGUAGAUGAGGAACGACGGACGCGAAUAGCUAGCAAGUCCAUGGACAGUGAGAAGCUGCUUGGUCUUUUAGCUUAGGUGUUUUUUUUAUUAGAUUUCUUUAGUUGCCGUUUUCUUUUCUUUUUUUUCCUUUUACCUACUUUAGCUGUUGUUAUAUAUUUCCUCAUCGGCACUAGUUUUUUGCAUCUCACGCGCAUUUCACACACCGUCGUCGUCGUUCAUCCUCAUCGUCGUUUCUCAUUGUCAUCGUCAUCGCAAUAUUAUUCCUUCCGCACUUCUCUUCUCUCCUCAUCAGCGUCAAUAUGUGUCACUGCGUAAUCGUAUACAUCUUGUCUUGUCUCUUGCUCUCGCGUCACAUCCCAUUCUUCUCCUUUAUUCUUUUCUUUUCUCAGCUUAUUCGCACGCUUAUUUGUUGUGCCCUUAUGCCUUACUUAUUAUUUCUUUACUUCUCUCUUCUUACUUUCUCUUACUUUCUCUUAUUCCUUUUUACUUUUUACUUUUUUUCUAGUUUUCUGAGUUUAUCUGUUUUAGUUCGUAUACAUACGCGUACUAC
Molecule: messenger RNA, 5456 nt
Organism: Fomitiporia mediterranea MF3/22
Lineage: Eukaryota; Fungi; Basidiomycota; Agaricomycetes; Hymenochaetales; Hymenochaetaceae
Exons: 7
Coding region: 206-4981 (1591 amino acids)
Cellular component (GO): eukaryotic translation initiation factor 4F complex
Molecular function (GO): mRNA binding; translation initiation factor activity; protein binding
Source: RefSeq, a predicted model, not a curated record